Epithele typhae is the source of this 993-nucleotide messenger RNA. RefSeq lists its product as uncharacterized. The record is from RefSeq and is a predicted model, not a curated record. The coding region runs from base 1 to 993 and encodes 330 amino acids. Lineage: Eukaryota; Fungi; Basidiomycota; Agaricomycetes; Polyporales; Epitheliaceae. The transcript is spliced from 13 exons.
AUGCCUCAGUCCGUCGCCUCCGCCACCUAUGGCCCCAUCUUUAUUGGCGUUGUCUUCAACGUGCUCCUGUACGGAGUAACGAUCACCCAGACAUACAUUUACUUCACCACCUUCAAAAAGGACCGCAUACGGAUGAAGGCGUUCGUCGGCCUUCUUUUGCUCUGUGACACCGUGAACUGCGCAUUCGACAUCACCUUUCUUUACACGGCGCUCGUCACCAACUUCGGCAACGUGUCGGCGCUCACGACAGCCACUUGGGUUUUCGCCACAGACGCUGCAAUGACAGCCAUCAUCGGGAGCCUUGUGCAACUGUUCUUCGCGUGGCGUGUCCAGGUCCUCACGAACAACACCCUUGCCGUGGUCGUCAUCGCCGCAUGCGCCAUUAUCCAGCUCCUCGGAGGAAUAGGAAGCUCGAUCGCCACGGGGAUGAUACCCGAGUUCGUUGAGUUCCGGCGGUUCAAAGUGAUCGUCAUCAUCUGGCUGUCGUUCUCCGCCAUGGCCGACUGCCUGAUCACGAUCGUCCUGGUCGGGUACCUGCGCCGCCACAAGACCGGGUUCGGUCCGAUAGACGACUUCGUGGACAAGAUCAUUCGAAUCACCGUUCAAACGGGCCUCAUCACGGCCCUCUGCGCGAUCGUCAACCUGGUCCUGUUCUUGGCCAGCCCGACAGGUCUCCACCUGAUCUUCAACCUCCCGCUCUCGAAGCUCUACACGAACUCGCUCAUGUCGAGCCUCAACUCGCGCGCUGGAUGGAACUUCGGUUCGCCCGGCAGCGGCGGCGACGGCGGCAACCGCCGCAACUUUGGCGUCCGCACCGUCGAGGCGAGCCAAAUGACCCCGAGCGAGGUGUACGUCGAGGUGGAAUCGCACCAGAUGGUGGACGUCGUGGACGCGAAGGGCGUGUACCCGCCGGAGCCCGCGCUGAACACGCACGGGUACAGCAAGCGGUCGGUGGUGCUCACGGCCGGCAGCGCGCCGUCACCGCGGUCGUAA